AUGGCACAGAGUAAGGAAAACAGAGAAGAUGGUGAUGACAAGCAGGUGGUCGCGGAGAUCAUGGCAAGAAGCUUUAUUCCAGCUGUGAUAGCGACUGUUUCUUGGGAAGGCUUUCACUUUGCUGGGCAUGAGAUCCGAAUUACCGAGGCCAAGGACUGUUACGGCGCAUUUGUCUGGCCGUCGGCCCUUGUUCUAUGCUAUUUCCUGGAAACACAUGCUAAGCAAUAUGACAUGGUUGAUAAAAAUGUGAUUGAAAUUGGAGCUGGGACAGGGCUUGUCUCCAUUGUGGCAAGUUUGCUUGGUGCUCGUGUGACUGCUACAGACUUACCUGAAUUACUUGGAAACCUGCAAUAUAAUAUUUCCAGAAACACCAAGACGAAAUGCAAGCAUUUGCCUCAGGUUAAAGAGUUAUCCUGGGGAGUGGCCUUAGACAGGAACUUCCCCAGGUCUUCUAACAACUUCGACUACAUCCUGGCAGCGGACGUUGUCUAUGCCCAUCCCUUCCUGGAGGAGCUUCUCAUGACCUUUGACCAUCUCUGCAGAGACACUACCACUAUCCUCUGGGUUAUGAGAUUCAGGCUGGAGAAAGAAAAUAAAUUUGUAGAUAGAUUUAAGGAACUGUUUGACCUGGAGGAAAUUUCUAGUUUCCCUAGCCUGAAUAUUAAGUUGUACAAAGCUAUGAAGAAAAAUCGGAGGAGUGCAUAG
Messenger RNA from Psammomys obesus (fat sand rat), 705 nucleotides. RefSeq names its product protein-lysine methyltransferase METTL21E. NCBI's taxonomy places the organism in Eukaryota, Metazoa, Chordata, Mammalia, Rodentia, Muridae. Gene Ontology annotation, molecular function: protein-lysine N-methyltransferase activity. The record is from RefSeq and is a predicted model, not a curated record. The transcript is spliced from 4 exons. Gene Ontology annotation, cellular component: cytosol; cytoplasm. Gene Ontology annotation, biological process: peptidyl-lysine methylation. The coding region runs from base 1 to 705 and encodes 234 amino acids.